AUGCAACACCCAGCUCUUGCAAUGCCCGAUGUGGAGACCAGCUAUGCGGCACUGGCCCGCGACUCCCUGAAGGCCGCCUCCAUGGAGCAUGGCUUGCAGACGACCGCUGUCUACUGGGAAGGUCAGAUGAACUCCUUCCGGGGCGUCUUCGGGCAGGCUACUUAUGGCCAGAAGUGGACUUGGAAGCUGGUGGAUGAUCGCAUCCGAUCGAUGUGGGGCUUGGAUGCCUGCGACGUGGCAAAAGACCCCUGCGUCUUCUAUGGGGAUCGUGGCUACUUCCGCAAGUACUAUGGCGACAAGGACAUCUAUGCGAUCGAGCCGACCAAGAAGAAAUUCAACUUCAGCUUCUUCCCCACCGGGACGGUGGAUCCGUUCAACAGGAAGGCAGCGGGGGAGGUCUCCCGCUCCGACAUCUUCGCGGCGGUGAUGCGCAGCGCGGUGGCUGUGGAUGUGGACUACAAGCUCGCAACCGCCUAA
Symbiodinium natans is the source of this 477-nucleotide messenger RNA. The record is from the annotation of a GenBank genome assembly. NCBI's taxonomy places the organism in Eukaryota, Dinophyceae, Suessiales, Symbiodiniaceae.